AUGAGCGAUCAUCUCUCGCAGCAGCUAACAAUGCUGCAAUCUGUAGAGCGAGCGCUCUCCAACUUUAAAAAAGUUGGCAGAGCCAAUUACACUGCGGCUAAGAUUCGUCAACGAAUGUCAACCUUGAAGGAGACCUGGACACGGUGCAUCGAGAAGCACGCUAUCCUGGCACGAGCGUUCACCGCCGAGCAGCAGCGGACCAUGGACUACUUUUCGAACACGAUCUUCGAAAAUUGCGAGGAAUACUACGAGACAACCCUCGACUACAUGGCCGACUGCCUCGAAGAGCUGGAUCCAACGCCCACCAGAACGAGCCUGUCGCAGUCCACGAUAAGUACCGCUGAACCAUCGUCCUUUUCAUUAACUCAUUUGCCGCCGAUUCAACUACCGCCGUUUUCGGGAAAUGUCGAGGACUGGGAGAGCUUCCGCGAUCGCUUUACUUCUCUCAUAAUUCAAAAUACCGAAUUAACUGCAUUUUCGCGGAUGCAUUUCCUAGCUUCAAGUCUCACCGGUCGUGCGUUCGACACUAUAAAAUCUAUUCAAAUCACCGCGGAUAAUUUUGAUAUCGCGUGGAAAACAUUAGUUUCACGAUUCGACAAUAAGCGACGGCUCGUCGACGUGCACGUAUCAGCGCUAUACUCUCUGCCGACGGUCGCUCGCGAAUCCGCUGUCAAACUUAACGCACUUCGCGACAAAGCGAAUCGCGCUAUCGCUUCUUUAAAAAAUUUAAAUCGAUCACCCGAUCAAAUGUUGAGCGAUAUGUUAGUUUUUAGCGUCACGCAAAAACUUGAUCACGCCACUCGGAAAGCGUGGAAGUUAAAAACCGGUGACGACCCGAACAUUCCUUCGUAUAAAGCUCUCGACCGAUUUCUCGACACGCGCAUUCGUGCAUUGGAGGAAAUCUCUCCGGCUAAUGCUUCCAAAUUCUCGCGCGCGCCAAAAGUUACCAGUGCUAACGCCACUGCCUCUGGUUUAUCGUGCCCACUAUGUCGGGCCGCGCAUUUCAUUAACAAAUGUCCGCAGUUUUUGCGGAGGACUCCGAGUCAACGCCUUGAAGUCAUUUUAAAAGCGAAGCGAUGCGUCAAUUGUUUGAGCGCAAAGCACGCUGUACAAACUCGUGCAGAACUUGCCAAAGCAAGCAGUCAAUACUCGUGCAGAACUUGUCAAAACUCUAUCGCGAUCACUUCGGCCACGGCAUUAUGCUCCCAGCUAACAGGCGUCGCGCUCCCGCAAGUGUUACUCGCGACGGCCCGCGUCACCGUCAGUGCACCGUCGGGUCGGACUCUCACCGUGCGAGCGCUUCUUGAUCAAGGCUCGGAGAUCACCUUCAUCACGGAGCGUCUCGCACAAACUCUCAGAAUGCGUCGCAUUCGCCAACCACUCUCGAUUUCCGCCGUCGGCGGAAUGAACGCCGGAACUUGUCAAUUCGCCGCUAAGAUUCGGAUCGCUCCGAUCAAUCAAGCUGCUCCCGUGUUCACGACAACCGCAUCGAUUCUCAGAUCUCUCACAAAAUAUUCGCCUUACAAAGCAAAUUCUAGCUAUGAUUGGAGCUAUAUAAGCGAUCUCAAUCUGGCCGAUCCGAAUCCAACAAGCGCUGACCCGAUCGAAAUCCUUAUCAGAGCAGACUUAUAUGGCGAGUUGCUGCUUAGCGGCGUUCGUAAAGGCGCCCCUGGGCAGCCAAUUGCGCAGCAAACCAUUUUCGGCUGGGUUUUGUCGGGGCCCAUUUCCGAGCUGUCGACGCAAUCGCGAGCGAUCACCGUUCAGCAUUGCGCGAAUUCGGAGGCUCUAGAUCAGGAGCUCAGACGAUUCUGGGAAAUCGAAGAAACUCCUCGACAGGCUCUCCUCAGCCCUGAAGAGCAGCAAUGUGAGGAGCAUUUCACAGCCACGCAUUCGCGCAGUGCUGACGGCCGAUACACAGUGCGCCUUCCGUUUAAGCGCGGUCCGCCGAUCGACAUCGGCGAUUCGCGCCACACGGCGGAACGCUUCUUGCGAGGCUUACAUCGUCGCUUCCUUCUACAUUCCGACCUUCGUGCGGCAUACGCCGAAUUUAUGCACGACUACGAAUCAUUAGGACAUAUGAACGAAGUGAAGAGCGAUCAAGUCGCCUCGCAGGAAGUGAUCUCCCUCAUCAUCCUGUCAUUCGCGACAGUAGCGUCACGACAAGAUUGCGAGUCGUAUUCAACGCGUCGAGUCUGA
This is a messenger RNA of Nylanderia fulva, 2196 nucleotides long. RefSeq lists its product as uncharacterized. NCBI's taxonomy places the organism in Eukaryota, Metazoa, Arthropoda, Insecta, Hymenoptera, Formicidae. The record is from RefSeq and is a predicted model, not a curated record.